Pseudovirgaria hyperparasitica is the source of this 942-nucleotide messenger RNA. RefSeq names its product mitochondrial carrier. Gene Ontology annotation, biological process: folate import into mitochondrion; nucleotide transport. The coding region runs from base 1 to 942 and encodes 313 amino acids. The record is from RefSeq and is a predicted model, not a curated record. Gene Ontology annotation, cellular component: mitochondrion. Lineage: Eukaryota; Fungi; Ascomycota; Dothideomycetes; Acrospermales; Acrospermaceae. Gene Ontology annotation, molecular function: folic acid transmembrane transporter activity; FAD transmembrane transporter activity. The transcript has 4 exons.
AUGCCUCGAGUCGUUCCUCCCAUCGAUGGGAGAACGUCCAGCAGCAACCUUCCCCCCUCCAUCAUAGAGUCCACUGCGGGCUUCUCAGCAGGCGUCGUUGCAACGUUGGCAGUACACCCGUUUGAUAUCCUGAAGACCAGGCUACAAUUGGAAAUUGAUCGUAAGAGUAAGCCUGGGGACUCGUUGCGGGUACUACGCCAAAUUGUUCGCGAUGAGGGAAACUUCAAGGCUUUGUACAGAGGGCUCAUGCCAAACAUGAUUGGCAACUCAGUGAGCUGGGCUCUAUACUUCCUCUGGUAUCGUAAUUUGAAAGAUAUCAUGCAAUCAUAUCGCGGAGGAGAGCGGCUUCAUUCUAUGGAUUACUUCGUUGCAUCUGGGACCUCAGGUAUACUGACGGCCGUAUGUACGAAUCCAAUAUGGGUCAUCAAGACACGGAUGAUCUCCACAGGAGCAAAUGCUCCAGGUGCUUAUAAAAGCAUUUCCGAUGGCAUUCGAAGGCUGUACAAGUCCGAGGGCAUACCUGGAUUUUGGAGAGGCCUACUUCCUUCCUUGUUUGGUGUCUCACAUGGGGCCAUCCAAUUUGUGGCGUACGAACAACUCAAAAACCGUCGGUCCGAGUACAAAGGGAGCGGCGUUGAGCUGAGCAAUUGGGACUACCUGACGCUCAGUGGAAUGUCCAAGAUAUUUGCAGGCAGUGUUACCUAUCCCUACCAAGUCGUGCGAUCACGCCUCCAGAUCUACAAUGCCAGAGAGCUGUACAGCGGUGCCACAGACGUUGUAGUACAGGUCUGGAGGAAGGAAGGUGUCAUGGGUUUCUACAAAGGCAUCAUCCCGAACAUCGUCAGGGUACUGCCGUCGACAUGCGUCACCUUCCUGGUUUACGAGAACACAAAAUACUACUUGCCGAAGUUCUGGCAAGAUGAUGUGACGCUCGAUGACUGA